Syzygium oleosum is the source of this 1299-nucleotide messenger RNA. RefSeq names its product pyridoxal kinase. Gene Ontology annotation, biological process: pyridoxal 5'-phosphate salvage. Gene Ontology annotation, cellular component: cytosol. NCBI's taxonomy places the organism in Eukaryota, Viridiplantae, Streptophyta, Magnoliopsida, Myrtales, Myrtaceae. The record is from RefSeq and is a predicted model, not a curated record. The transcript is spliced from 12 exons. Bases 178 to 1164 code for a protein of 328 amino acids. Gene Ontology annotation, molecular function: pyridoxal kinase activity.
AAUCUCCACGCUCUUCAACGUCGAAGUUCUUCCGCUCGCAGUUUUCCCGUUGGACGAAGUUUCUCGGGAAAAUUUCCGCAUGCGCUUCUGACUUUGUGCGGGAAUCGGAGCUCCUUCGUCGGCCGCAUAUCGACCGGUUCCGGCUUGACGCCGAGCACCGCGGGGAAGGUCCGAGGGAUGUCGGGAACGGUGCCGCCGAUCCUCUCGCUGGCAUUGCCGUCGGAGACCGGCCGAGUCCUCAGCAUCCAAUCGCACACCGUUCAGGGGUAUGUUGGCAACAAAUCAGCCGUCUUUCCUCUGCAACUGUUGGGUUACGAUGUUGAUCCCAUCAAUUCAGUACAGUUCUCGAACCACACAGGUUACCCGACUUUUAAGGGUCAAGUCUUGAAUGGACAACAAUUGUGGGAACUAAUUGAAGGCCUUCAAGCGAAUGAUCUACUCUAUUAUACACACUUACUGACAGGUUAUAUCGGUUCGGUUUCAUUCUUGAAUACUGUGUUGCAAGUAGUAAAAAAGCUGCGGUCUAUAAACCCAAAAUUGACAUAUGAAAUGACCAAGGCACUGGCUGUGUCUUGUAAAAACUGCCAUUCUUGUCUAGUUUGCGAUCCCGUGAUGGGUGAUGAAGGGAAGCUCUAUAUUCCUCAGGAGCUGGUAACAGUCUACCGGGAGAAGGUUGUUCCAGUGGCCUCAAUGUUGACUCCUAAUCAAUUUGAAGCAGAACUUUUGACUGGGUAUAGGAUAGUGUCUGAAAGUGAUGGUAGGGAAGUUUGUAAUAAGCUUCAUGAUGCUGGACCUUCAAAGGUUGUGAUUACAAGUAUAAAUGUAAAUGGGAACCUGCUCCUCAUAGGCAGUCAUCAAAAGGAGAAGGGUCAGGUUCCUGAGCAAUUCAAGAUCUUGAUUCCAAAAAUUCCUGCUUAUUUCACGGGAACAGGAGAUCUCAUGACUGCACUUCUUCUUGGAUGGAGCAAUAAACAUCCUGACAACCUUGAUAAGGCAGCAGAGCUUGCGGUGUCAAGCUUACAGGCAGUACUUCAGAGAACAGUGGACGGCUACAGAAGUGCCGAGUUCGAUCCGCAAUCGAGCAGCUUGGAGAUCCGAUUGAUUCAAAGUCAAGACGACAUACGGAACCCACGGGUCAAUUUCAAAGCGGAAAGAUUCGACUAAACACUUAUUCGCUGUCUUAUUCCAUUCAUCAUAGUAUCAGUUAUAAGACUGAUUUUUUAUGCCCUGGCUGUGCUUCGAACUUUUUAUUUGGUUUUGUGUCAACAAUAAGAGGCGGGAAAGGUUAGUGUUCUUCUU